Penicillium paradoxum is the source of this 2427-nucleotide messenger RNA. RefSeq names its product SH3 domain protein. The transcript has 2 exons. Bases 1 to 2427 code for a protein of 808 amino acids. Gene Ontology annotation, molecular function: protein binding. The record is from RefSeq and is a predicted model, not a curated record. Lineage: Eukaryota; Fungi; Ascomycota; Eurotiomycetes; Eurotiales; Aspergillaceae.
AUGCACGGGCAUGCGCACCACAGACAUGAGCGCAGUUCAGAAGAAUCGGAGGAGCGUGGGAAUCUCGAGGAACGAGGAUAUCUCGAGGAGCGUGGCGAUGUCGUAAUCGUCUACAAAACCAUGGAGCCUGACUUUGAAGGGGAGGUGGGUGGCUAUGUGACCGGCACCGAUCAUCACACUGCGACAGCGCCAACUGCUGGUCUCGGUGCGCCUCUCGCCGCACCUACAAGAACCAAGGCGACAACCGAGGCCGAAGCUACCGAGGAGGCCACCACUAAGGAGAAGCCGGAACCGACUACUACCAAGCACACUCAACCCCACACCACUCAUGAGACCAAGCCGGAGACCACAGAGACCACCAAGACCACCGAGACCACCGAGCCUAUCGAGACUACCAAGGCUGAAACGACCAAAAAGCACACACCUACUACUACUACUACUACCAGCGAGUCGGAGACACCGUUCACGGCAACUUCAUUUGUGACUUCAGCAUCCACCUCAGAGUCUACCCAGGAUGUCAACAAGAUCCUCGCGACAACCUCAACUGGGUCGUCCUCCAAUUCGGCUGCAUCGGCCUCCAGCACUGCCCUUGGAAGUACCACUUCUGAGGGUAUGAGUGGAGGUGCAAAAGCUGGUGUAGCUAUCGGUGUCAUCUUCGGUGUCGGCCUGAUUGCUGCUCUCAUUUUCUUCUUCAUCCGCAAGAAGAAGAAGAGCCAGGAGGGAUAUCAGAAGGAGAAUGAAAAGGAAUUUGGCGGCGAGGGCCUGCCCGAGGGCAUCGCUGCUUCCUUCCCACCACCUCCUUCUAAGCCGCAAACUCCCACGAAUCCCCCGCAGCUCAAUGUUCGCCCUGUGACACAAUUCGCGCCUGAUCUGUCUGUUAAUGGUGCCGUCAAUCCGGCCACCCUCGGCGGUGCUAACUCCUUGAGCCCGGCCGCCGCUGGUGUGGUGGGUGCUAGUGUUGCAGGUGCUGCAGCUGGCUCUGUCGCCGUUGCCUCUCGCAAUCUCACUGGCGAAUCGCCGCCUCCUACUCCGCCAAAGUCCGCUGGCAGCGGUUCGAACCCAUUCAGUGACCCUGUGAACCCGUUCAAUCCGGCCCCGGCUCCUGUUGCCCAAAAUGCACCUUCAAUCGCCGAAUCCAGCACUGGACCUUCUGGACCGACUGUUGCGGCUGCCGCGGUCGGUGCCGCAGCUGUGGGUGCUGCCGCUGGCGCCGCUGGCGCCGCUGCUUCGUCUCCGGACUCUGAUGAUUCUGCUCGCUACCAAUCUGCAGAAUCACACGGCCAUUCCCCGUCUAACUCCACCCAAUCCUCGACCAUGCCUGCCGGUGCUCCCAUUGUCCCCAUUGCCGCUGCAGGUGCAGGUGCAGCAGCGGGUGCAGCAGGCGCCAUGGCCGCUGGCCCACCACCCCCUAACAAUGUUUACCGUGUGCAAAUGGAUUUCAACCCCUCUAUGGAGGAUGAGCUUGGCCUUCGCGCUGGAGCACUUGUGCGCCUGGUUCACGAGUACGAUGAUGGAUGGGCUCUCUGCGCGCGCCUAAAUGGUCCCCAGCAAGGAGUGGCCCCUCGUUCGUGCUUGUCAGCUCGCCCUGUGAUGCCUCGUGCCCGACCGGCUCCUGGCCCUCCCGGCUCUCGCCGGCCCCCCAUUAUGGGUCCCGACGGUCGCCCAAUGAUGUCUGGAGGCCCUCCUCCUGCUGCCGGACGAUUCUACCCUCAGGAUGCCCGCCCAAGUUCCCCUAGUGGUCCUCCGCCUGCCCGUCCUUAUCCCGGCCCCUCCGGUGGUGCUGCUCAGUACCCGCCAGUCCCCCGCUCGAUGUCACCUGGACCAGGCGGUAUGCCUGGCCCUCGCUCCAUGUCCCCUGGGCCUAGAGGACCACCACGAUCCAUGUCUCCCGGACCGGGUGGAAUGCCUGGCCCUCGUUCGAUGUCUCCCGGCCCCCGCUCGAUGAGCCCUGGUCCACACGGAGCCCCUGGGAUGCAGCGACCUGUCAUGCCUAUCAACCAACGCCAACGCAGUAACAGUGGCAGCAAUGCCGCUCCAUCGAUGGCUGCUCCUGCUGCACCGGCUGUGUCGAGCCCAUUGGCCGCUGCUGCGCCUGCUCCUGCCCCAACUGGCGAGCUCCCAGCACUUCCAGGUUCCAUGCCAACUUCUCCAUCCGGCUCGAUCUCACGAAAGCCUGUUUCUGCCCCGGGUAGUCCUGUUCAGGCUGCUACUACUCAACCUGUCCCUGUUCAGCCUGCUCCUGUGCCGACUGCUGCCGCGGCAGUUGCUCCCGUCCCUGCUCCUCUCCAAGCUGCCCCUGUCCAGAACGCCCCUGUCCCUGCUCCUCUACAGGCUGCCCCAGUCCAGGCCACUCCCGUCCCUGCUCCUCUUCAGGCUGCUGCCACAGAAGCUGCUCCCGUCCAGCCCGCUCCUGCCCAGGAUGCCUAA